CACAGGGAUGACAUACCUGAAUGAAGAUGCUCAUGCCUGCUGAGGCGUUGACCUUUCUAAUCUCGUUAUCUGUGCUGUUCUGCCAGCAUCUAAAGGGGACGGAGAGCUAAUCUCUAUGGGAACAUUUGCUAAUGCCGUUGCAUAACAUUUCAUCUUCACAAAAUCCAAGAGAUCAACUUUACCUAGAUAGCACAUGCAUGUCAGUUGCACAGGUGUAUUAUGUUAGACAUGAAAUCCGCAUUCUGAUCAUAUAAACUCUAAAAACAACUUAUUUGUGCAUAUCUGUUUUAUGGCCCCUUUUUUGAUGUUUGAAUUGAUGUUAGCUGUAUGAAAGGACUGGGGCAGACUCAGAUUAAAGCAGGAUUAGAGGUCAUGGCAUCAUCUUAAGCUUUCGUUUCUUGGACAUGAAAAGAGGCUGAAGAUAAGCAAAGGUGAGGGGUGUGGCCAGAGAUGCCCACACUGACUGAACACUUUACUAAUCGUUGUGACGCUCCCCCUACCACGCUGCCUUGCAUGUGAUUUGCCAUGAGUGUGUAGUCAUCUGAUUUAGAGGACUGAGAAGAGAGCGAGGCCAUGACAACGCUGCUCUGAAGACAUUUUUUAGGGUUCUGUACAGAAAAAAUAACCCCCUUUUUUAAUAUCAUUUGCAAGGGGCUCUGCAGCCAUGGUUUGAUGCAGAAACUUGCCUGCUGCAGAAAUGCCUGGAGGCCAGUACCAGGUGGCGAGCGCCAGGCUCCACCACAGCCUCUACAGCCUGACGGACAGCUCUGAUGCUGGGCCUGAGGAUGAGGAGACAGACAACCUCACUCCCCUGGAGAAGCUCACCAGAGAUAUGUGCAAGGACGAGCAGACCAUCAAGGAGCUGAUCAUAGGGCGCAGAAUUGGAUUCUAUAUGGUCCGCGGGGAGAUCGGCUACGGGACAUUCUCCAGGGUCAAACUGGCUUUCCACGCUCUGACGAGAGACAAAGUGGCUCUGAAGAUCUUGGAUAGGACGAGGCUGGAUGCUGAAGCCCAGCGUCUUCUCUCCAGGGAGAUCAGCAGCAUGGAGGCCCUGCACCACUCAAAUGUGAUCCGUUUGUACGAGGUCGUGGAAACGCCGAGACGCCUCCACCUGGUGCUGGAGUAUGCAGGAGGAGGAGACCUCCACAGCAGGAUAUGCAGCGAGGGAAAAUUGUCAGACAAUGCCAGCAAGAUCACCUUCGCCCAGAUCCUCUCUGCCAUCAAACAUAUGCACAGCAUCAACAUCAUCCACCGGGACCUGAAAGCAGAGAAUGUCCUGUUCACCAUCGACGGCUGCGUGAAGGUGGCUGACUUUGGAUUCAGCACGCAGAUGUCAAACUGCAACAAUGCCCUGGACACCUUCUGUGGCUCGCCGCCCUACGCAGCCCCAGAGCUCUUCAGGGAUGAGUCCUACCUGGGGCCUCCGGUAGAUGUUUGGGCAAUGGGAGUCCUGCUUUUCUUCAUGGUGACCGGCACCAUGCCGUUCCGUGCCGAAACCAUGGGCAAGCUGCGGCGCUGCGUCAUUGAAGGCAAUUACACCAUCCCCCCCUGGGUGCCAGGCCCCUGUCAGAGGCUCAUAAAAGGCAUCUUGAAGCUGGUCCCCAGUGAACGAUAUGCUAUCGACCAGAUGCUGGGUUGUGAUUGGCUCUUACCUGUGGAGUUCCCCUGGUCAUUUCUCCCUUCCGACUCAAUGACCACCCUGCGGAGCCUGAUGGUCUCGGAGAACACCAGCCUGGAAGAGGAAGUGGAGGAGGUCAGAAGCUCGCUGGAGAAGCUUGGCUUUACCGCAGAGCACCUGCAAAACAAUCCGCUGAAAGACAGCCGGAGUCCUGUCACCGGGGUCUACCGCAUCCUGCUUCACCAGGCCCAGAAGAAGAAGGGCUGCGACUCUCCCCCAGUAGUCCGAGGGAUGGUGAGAGACCCCAAGAGGGAGGGGCUCCGGGCCUACAGGGGCCUCAGGCACACCUCCAAGUUAUGUGUGCUUUCAUAAUAAAGCACUGCUUUUGCACAGACUUAUUUUAUACCAACUUGCAACAAACAGGAACAUUUUUAAAUGACUUGUAGCUUUUACAGUUUUUAGCUUUUGAUAAAUUUGUUUCACUCCUCCUAAUGCAACUCAGGUGUCAACCUGCAGCAAUGCCCCAGUCACCUUCUGCACUGUUUGGAAUACCCUAAAUGUUAAAUAAACAUGGAAGUGCCUAAUGAAAUUAAACAAAGGUAGUAAUCAA
This is a messenger RNA of Pundamilia nyererei, 2228 nucleotides long. RefSeq names its product NIM1 serine/threonine protein kinase (gene nim1kb). Bases 698 to 1990 code for a protein of 430 amino acids. The record is from RefSeq and is a predicted model, not a curated record. Gene Ontology annotation, cellular component: cytoplasm. Gene Ontology annotation, biological process: intracellular signal transduction; microtubule cytoskeleton organization; protein phosphorylation. Gene Ontology annotation, molecular function: ATP binding; tau-protein kinase activity. Lineage: Eukaryota; Metazoa; Chordata; Actinopteri; Cichliformes; Cichlidae. The transcript has 4 exons.